Paecilomyces variotii is the source of this 1650-nucleotide messenger RNA. Its product is annotated as ribosome biogenesis protein Rsa4. Gene Ontology annotation, biological process: ribosomal large subunit assembly. NCBI's taxonomy places the organism in Eukaryota, Fungi, Ascomycota, Eurotiomycetes, Eurotiales, Thermoascaceae. The record is from RefSeq and is a predicted model, not a curated record. The transcript is spliced from 3 exons. Bases 27 to 1574 code for a protein of 515 amino acids. Gene Ontology annotation, cellular component: nucleolus. Gene Ontology annotation, molecular function: protein binding.
CGCAGAAACAACUUUUUUGCUGCAAAAUGGCCACUGUCUUUCCUCCUCCCAGCAAGCGCCAAAAGCGCGAGGUUGCUGAAAGGGCACAGCAACAACAGGAAAUCCAAGCUAUCCCGGAAAACCUGGGAAACGUUCGAGUGCAAUUCUUCGACCAAGCUACCGGAAAACCCACUGGCCCCGCGGUCGCUGUACCUGUCGCCAAUGCAAAUGUGAAAAAUCUUGAGACACUGCUUAAUACGCUCCAGGGUAAUGAUGAGAAUGAGCGCGUGCCAUACAGGUUCACGUAUCGAUCGGACGAAAAAGACGAGCAGACGGUCGAUAUCCUCUCAGACCUAUACUCUUCCUUGCUGAAGCCUGGUCUAAAAACUACCGAAGAUAUCGUUCACCUUCACUAUACCCCGCAGGCUGUAUUUCGAGUAAAGGCUGUGUCGCGAUGUGCUUCCGCAAUCUCUGGUCACGGAGAAGCAAUUCUGGCGACACAAUUUUCUCCUAUCUCUUCGUCGACAAUGGUAUCUGGAAGCGGAGAUUCCACGGCUAGGAUAUGGGAUUGCGACACAGGAACUCCAAAGCAUACCCUGAAGGGUCACACUAGCUGGGUUCUAGCAGUCAGCUAUUCGCCUAAUGGCCUCAUGAUAGCCACUGGGAGCAUGGAUAAUACUGUGCGAUUGUGGGAUGCAAAGAACGGACAGUCAUUAGGGAACGCUCUUCGUGGCCACACGAAAUGGAUCACCAGUCUAGCGUGGGAACCCUACCAUUCGCAGGAACCAGGAAGGCCACGACUUGCAUCUGCUUCGAAAGAUUCGACAGUUCGCAUCUGGGAUGUAGUGACGAAGAAGAUCGAUACCCUUCUCACAGGUCACAAAGGAUCGGUGACGUGUGUCCGAUGGGGUGGUACAGGGAAGGUCUACACGGCGUCGCACGACAAGACUAUCAAAAUCUGGAAUCCUAAGGAUGGAAGCCUUAUCCAAACAUUAUCCGCGCAUGCUCAUCGCGUAAAUCACCUGGCCCUUUCUACCGAUUUCGUCCUACGCACUGCAUUCUAUGACCACACUGGCAAAGUCCCUCAAACAGAUGCUGAGAAAGUCAAAGUGGCUAAAGAGCGAUUCGAGAAAGCCGCGACGAUUGACAACAAGGUCACGGAGAAGCUUGUGUCUGCUAGUGACGACUUCACUAUGUUCCUUUGGGAUCCUGCGAAUUCGACCAAGCCCGUGGCUCGGUUACUUGGUCACCAGAAGGAAGUGAAUCAUGUCACUUUCUCGCCAGACAUGGCAUACAUCGCAUCUGCGGGUUUCGACAAUCAUGUCAAACUAUGGAAUGCUCGUGACGGCAAAUUCAUCACCACACUUCGCGGCCACGUCGGUGCCGUCUAUCAGUGCUGUUUCUCCGCUGACUCGCGUCUACUCGUAUCCUCCUCCAAGGACACCACGCUGAAAGUGUGGGACGUUCGCACCGGGAAAUUGUCCAUGGACCUCCCAGGUCACCAGGACGAAGUGUAUGCUGUCGACUGGAGCCCCGACGGAGAAAAGGUCGGCAGCGGUGGACGGGACAAGGCAGUUAGGAUAUGGAGACAUUAACGGUCUCGACGAUAUCAAAAUAUGGUUGAAAAAGUAUAUAGCAAAAUGACAAUAAUGAUACCCCGGGGUUCGGUGA